Messenger RNA from Echinostoma caproni, 461 nucleotides. Lineage: Eukaryota; Metazoa; Platyhelminthes; Trematoda; Plagiorchiida; Echinostomatidae. The record is from the annotation of a GenBank genome assembly.
AUUUGCACAGUGCUGGUCUCGUUCACCGAGAUUUGAAGCCUGUAAAUAUUGCAGUGAAUGAAGAUUGUGAGUUAAAAAUUCUGGACUUUGGUCUGGCUCGACGCAAGGAUGAAGAAAUGACAGGCUAUGUGACCACACGCUGGUAUCGUGCGCCGGAAAUCAUGCUCAACUGGAUGCAUUACAACGAAUCCGUGGAUAUCUGGUCCACCGCAUGCAUUAUGGUCGAACUUCGCACUCGGCAGCCUCUAUUCACCGGGAAAAAUUAUAUUGAUCAGAUCAAAAUGAUCAUGCGUGUUCUGGGUAAACCAGAUGAGGAAUGCGUGCAAAAAAUCACCAGUCAAAACGCGCGUGAUUUUGUGACUUCGAUUGCGAUUGAAGAACCCCAAGACUUGUGUACCUACUUCUCCGGUUUCUCACCAGAUGGUAAGUUCCUACCUCGGUUAGCCUUACCCACACAUUAA